This is a messenger RNA of Meloidogyne enterolobii, 611 nucleotides long. The record is from the annotation of a GenBank genome assembly. Lineage: Eukaryota; Metazoa; Nematoda; Chromadorea; Rhabditida; Meloidogynidae.
GUAUGAUAAAAAGUGGUACUCCAAUUUCUCAAUGUCUUGCAUUACUUUAUGAAUCUAAACGAGUAAUACGAAUACAAGAUGUUUUAGAUUAUUUUCCUGAAUUUACAAAAAUUGAACAUUUUAAAGAGCCAUUAAUGGGAUUUCUUAAAGAAUAUUCAAAUGAAAUUAAGAAACUUCAAAUGGAAAUACGUGAUGCAACAGAAAUGGCUGAAGAAUUAAAUGAAGAAAUUGAUAAAGGAAAAUCAAGUUUUAUGGUUAUUCGUGCAAACAGUUCGUGUUCAUUUUGCCGAGAAUCUUUGCUUAAACGUCAAUUUGUUGCUUUUCAAAAAUCUCCUGAAUUUGUUAAAUUAUUGGCUGAAGAGCGUAUUCUUAAAAAAGAAUUUAAAAAAGUUACGGAAAAUACAACAAUUAAUAUUUUGAGGCAACGAGGUGAAAAAAAUGGAAGAGAAGAAGUUACAAAACGCCAACUAGAUACAGUCCGUACACGGAUAGAAGAAUUAUUAUUGGGAGAUUGCCCCCUUUGUGGAUUACAAACAAUUGAGGAUGUUGAUAAACCGUUUUUUGAUAGUGGAGAUGAUUAUUUGGAACAACUUAAAAUGUGGAUACCUUGA